Molecule: messenger RNA, 2741 nt
Organism: Apus apus (common swift)
Lineage: Eukaryota; Metazoa; Chordata; Aves; Apodiformes; Apodidae
Gene: NCSTN
Product: nicastrin
Exons: 17
Coding region: 23-2185 (720 amino acids)
Biological process (GO): Notch receptor processing; protein processing
Cellular component (GO): membrane
Source: RefSeq, a predicted model, not a curated record
CGGAAGCGGAAGGGCCGGGAAGAUGGCGGCGGCGGCGAGAGGCGGCGGCGGCGGCCCCGGGGCGGAGGCCGCUGCUCGGAACUGCCGGGCCCGGCUCCCGGCCUGGCGGGGGAUGCUCCGGGGGCUGCUUCUGGCCGCGCUGGCAGCGGGCUCCUGCCAGGGGAACUCUGUGGAGAGGAAGAUCUACAUCCCCCUGAACAAAACCGCCCCGUGCGUUCGCCUCUUGAAUGCCACCCACCAGAUCGGCUGCCAGUCCUCCAUCAGUGGAGACACGGGGGUGAUCCACGUGGUUGAGAAGGAGGAGGACCUCAACUGGGUGCUUGCUGAUGGCCCACACCCCCCCUACAUGAUCCUGCUGGAUGGGCACCUCUUCACCAGGAGGGUGAUGCUGAAGCUGAAGAAAACCUCCCGAGUGUCUGGCCUGGCUGUGACCAUUUCCAAGCCCAGCCCUUCCCAGGGGUUCUCUCCUGGUUUGAAGUGUCCCAACGAUGGGUUUGGUGUUUAUUCCAAAGAUUAUGGCCCUCAGUUUGCCCACUGCAACCAGACCCUGUGGAAUCCCCUGGGCAAUGAGCUUUCCUAUGAGGACUUUGACUUCCCAAUUUUUCUCCUUGAAGAUGCCAACGAGACACAAGUUAUUAAGCAGUGUUACCAAGACCACAAUGUCCCUCGGGAUGGGGUUGGCCCUGAGUACCCCCUGUGUGCCAUGCAGCUCUUCUCCCACAUGCAUGCUGUCACCAACACUGUCACCUGCAUGAGGCGCAGCUCCCUCCAAAGCACCUUCAGCAUCAACCCAGAGAUUGUGUGUGAUCCCCUUCUUGACUACAACGUGUGGAGCACUUUGCAGCCCAUCAACUCCUCUGGGAAAGUGGAGCCUGACAAGGAAGUUAUUCUUGUUGCCACACGAAUUGACAGCCAUUCCUUCUUCUGGAACAUUGCUCCUGGGGCAGAGAGUGCUGUCUCCUCCUUUGUCACCCACUUGGCUGCUGCUGAAGCCCUUCAUAAAUUGCCAGAUAUUCAUUCCCUGCAAAGGAAUAUCAUGUUUACCUUCUUCCAAGGGGAGACCUUUGACUACAUUGGCAGCUCAAGGAUGGUGUAUGAUAUGGAAAAGGACAAGUUCCCCCUCCGUUUGGACAACAUCCAUUCCUUCCUGGAGCUGAAUCAGGUGGCUCUGAGGGAGGACUCAGUUCUCUGGAUGCACACAGAUCCUGUCUCAAGGAUGAAUUCAUCUGUUGAAGUGCAGGUUAGAAACUUGCUGGAUAUUCUGAACAGCAGCAGCCUGGGAGCAAACGUGACUUUGCAGGAAGUUCAGUUUUCACAACCUCUUCCUCCCUCCUCCUUCCAACGUUUCCUCCGUGCCCGUCACAUCCCAGGGGUGGUCCUGACCGACCACAGGGCUGCCUUCCACAACAGAUACUACCAGAGCAUGUAUGACACCCCAGAGAACAUCCGGAUGCAGUAUCCUGAGGGGCUGAGCCCUGAGGAGACCUUGGAAUAUGUCACAGGCACAGCCAAGUCCCUGGCUGAAGUGGCCACCGUGGUGGCCCGUGCUCUGUACCGACUGGCAGGGGGAGCCAGCAGCACCUCGGCCAUCCAGGCAGAUCCAAGAACGGUCACUCGGAUGCUGUAUGGAUUUCUGAUUAAAAUGAACAAUUCCUGGUUUCAAUCCAUCAUUAAACCAGACUUAAAAGGAAUUCUGGGUGAUGUUCCCCAACACUACGUGGCUGUUUCCAGCCCUGUGAACACCACCUACCUUGUGCAGUAUGUCCUAGCCAACCUCACAGGCACUGUGGUUAACCUCACCAAGGAAGAGUGCCAGAACCCUGAAAAGGCACCCAACAGUGAGCAAGAGAUCUAUGACUAUGCCUGGGUUCAGGGUUCCCUGGACCCCAACUCAACAUCCCGAGUCCCCUACUGUGUUCGCUCAACUGUCCACCUGAGCAAAGCUCUUUCUCCUGCCUUUGAGCUGAGGCAGUGGGGAUCCACAGAAUAUUCCACCUGGACAGAGAGUCGGUGGAAAGAGAUCCGUGCCCGGAUCUUCCUGGUAGCCAGCAGGGAGCUAGAGAUCAUCACCUUGCUGGUGGGCAUUGCCAUCCUCAUCCUCUCCCUCUUUGCCACCUACUUUAUCAACGCCAAAGCUGAUCUACUUUUUAGCAUCCCACGGGAGCCUGGGGCUGUGACUUACUGAAGAUGGAGCAGUCUUAACCCUUGGAUUACAAUUGUCAAAGAGCAAACUACACUGGAAUGCCCCUCUCUCUGGAUAGGGAUGCAGGUGGGUCUCUCCAGAGCUCCCAAGUUCUGGAUAUUUGAGCCCUGAAGCAGAAGAGACUUUCCCAGAAAACUGUGCCGACCAAGCCCUGAAGAAACUGAGACUGGGAAGUUCCCAAAGCCUUUUCUUUUGAAUUUAUCCUGACUCCUGAGCAACUCCAGAGGGAGGAUUGGUCCUGAAUGCCACUGGGACAACCAUGUGGAUGUUCUCCAUGAAGGAAAGGUAUUUUCUCUGGGAUUUGUGUGGACCAGCAGAUCCCACAGUGUCUGCCAGCACAAGUUGUCUUGUCCACGUCCACCAGGUGUUGUGAAUCAAUGCAGGGAGGACAAGGUGUAUUUAACAGAUGAUUAGAUGUAAAAUGUCCUGGUUUGUUUUUUUUUUAAAUGGUGCAAUAUUUUCUGGGGUAUGUGUGUAUAUAUAUAUAUAUAUAAAUAGUCCUGUUUAAUUAAAAAACCAAUCUUCGCUUACAAAUUAA